Molecule: messenger RNA, 1780 nt
Organism: Drosophila subobscura
Lineage: Eukaryota; Metazoa; Arthropoda; Insecta; Diptera; Drosophilidae
Product: glutactin
Exons: 5
Coding region: 37-1719 (560 amino acids)
Source: RefSeq, a predicted model, not a curated record
GCUCCACAUUAGCUGCCCACCUCACAGUCCAUUCUGAUGCGUAGCUGCGGCGUAUACGUGAUGUUGACAUUCUGCGGAUUACUGAGCGCUGCACUGGCCGCUUGGCUGCUCGUCUCCCUAGUCGGUGCACAAGUGGGUGCUGAAGAGGAGCCCACAUCUGUGGUGACCGUUGAAUUGGCCAACGGGCAGGGCAAGGUGCUGGGCAACUUCGAUGUAACCGCAUUGACAGAUCAAAGAUUUAUGCAAUUCCGUGGCAUACCAUUCGCCGAGCCACCGGCGGGGGAUCUACGUUUUCGGCCACCUGUGCCGCGCUCGAGCUGGUCGCCCUAUACCGCCAGCGCGCUGCACUUUGCCCAACGCUGCCCCGUGAUAACCCAUUUGGAUGAUCAGACGUCCGAUGUGAAGACGGAGGACUGUCUCAAUGUCUCGGUGUACACCAAAAAUCUCACAGCCGCGCAGCCUGUGAUGUUCUACAUCUAUGGCGGCGGCUACUACAACGGUUCGGCGGAGGAUCAUCCGCCGCACUAUUUCCUCGAGGAGGAUGUGGUCCUGGUGGUGCCGCAGUAUCGCGUGGGUGCCCUGGGCUGGCUGACCACCUUCACGGACGAUAUGCCCGGCAAUGCGCCAAUUGCGGAUAUUCUGUUGGCCCUCGUUUGGGUGCAGACGCACAUCCAUCUGUUCGGUGGCGACCGAGAGCAGGUGACAAUAUUUGGACAGAGCGCGGGCUCGGGUGUGGCCAGUGCCCUGCUGUUGAGUCCCCGCACCGAGGAGCAUCUCUUCAAGCGUGCCAUUGUGCAGUCGGGUUCGAUUUUCGCCCAGUGGGCCAUCAACAGCGAUCCGCGCGGACAGGCCAUACGAAUCUGUGAGAAGCUGCGCUGCACCGGCUGCGAGCAGGAGGAUCGCCUGUGGUUGUGUUUGCGCAACUCAACGGUCAAGGACAUCCUCAAGGCCACACAGACGGAGACAUUCGCACCAGUCGUGGGCGAUCUGAUGGGCAUUCUGCCACAGCACCCCAGCGAGCUGGUGAGAACCUACAAGCGGCAGAUUCCAUUGCUCACGGGGUUCACGGAACACGACGGCUCCUUUAUACUGGCAAGCUACUACGACAUGCUUGCCGCCAAGCUGCCCAAUGUGAGUGCGCUGACGGUGCGCGAGUUCUCCGUGGGACUCAUGGAGAUGGCCAAAGAUGGCACCGGGCUGACGGAAAAUCUGCUUUAUCGUUUGCUCUUCACACCAGAGCUGCUCAACAGUCACGAUCACAAGAGCGCGGUGCCCGCGUACUUCGAUCUUACGUCGGCCUACAUGAAGUCCCCUGUGAUAACGCUGGCCACGAAGCUCUACACACAGCAACCAGCGGCGCCCGUUUAUGUCUACAGCUUCGAGUAUGAGGGAAAGUACACGCGUUUUGGCUAUGAAAUGGGCAACGAACAUUAUCCCUUCAAUGGCGGUGUGCAUCAUUCCAAUGAGAAUCUCUAUCUGUUCUCCACACAUCCCCUGGUGGGGCAGGACUCGCGGAUGUCCCAGAAAAUGGUCGAGCUGUGGACCUCCUUUGCCAUCGAUGGCAGGCCCAAGGAACUCAGUCCGCUGUCCAGUCCCAGUGGACCCUACAAUCGGCUGGCAAUGAAAAUAACAACAGGCGCGGAUCUGUUGGAGACGCUAACCGCGGCCAUAGAUGAUCCAAACAACUGGCGACUGCAGCGAGAGAAUGUGGACUUUUGAUGGCAUCUUUUCCUAUUUCUGCUUGUAAUUAGUUAAGUUCUAUAUAUCCCAUAUGCACGUA